Molecule: messenger RNA, 1482 nt
Organism: Panicum hallii
Lineage: Eukaryota; Viridiplantae; Streptophyta; Magnoliopsida; Poales; Poaceae
Product: probable protein phosphatase 2C 56
Exons: 8
Coding region: 209-1276 (355 amino acids)
Biological process (GO): protein dephosphorylation
Cellular component (GO): nucleus; cytosol
Molecular function (GO): protein serine/threonine phosphatase activity; cation binding
Source: RefSeq, a predicted model, not a curated record
GAUAAGCUCCCUCCCCAAGCGAGACGAGCGAACACCUUUUUGUCCUUUCUCAGCCUGCCAUCGAUCAAUUCGUUAACCGGUGGCUCGUUUUCGCCGUCCCUUGAGCAGGGUUCCAGCCUCAGGCCCGCCACAGCCACCGCCCCCUCCCGCUCCCAAACGCGAAGGCCGGCGCCGCUGGGCCGGCGGUAUCCGCCGCGCGCAGGGUACCAUGGCACGGGCCGCCGCCCUGCGGGGCCUGGCCGGCAUUGCGGCGGCGGGCGGACGCCGCGCGCGCGCCUGCGGCCAGCGGUGGGACGCCGGCUGGCGUGGGUUCCGCGCGGGGCCCUCCGGGGGCAGGGCGGCGGCGGCGGGGCACCGCGGCUCCUCGCCUUCCCGUUCCUCAGCGGCCUUGGCGGCGCGGCAGGCGGGGUCGCUGCGCGGCGCGGCGGCUGCAGCGGGGCGCAAGGGCUGGGUCAGCGGCGGAUUCGAGAGUGAGGAUGGUAAGGUGACCUGUGGAUAUUCAAGCUAUAUAGGGCGGAGACCUACUAUGGAGGACUGCUAUGCCGUUAAAUUAACUAAAGUUGAUGGACAGCCAGUUAACCUGUUUGGUGUAUUUGAUGGUCAUGGAGGAAACCUUGCUGCUGAAUAUCUGAAGGAUAAUCUUUUCAAUAACCUUAUGAAGCAACCUGAGUUCCUGACAGACACAAAGCUUGCAAUAAGCAAAGCAUUCCUUGAAACUGAUGGGGAUAUCUUAGAAACAAUAUCUAGUUCAUUUAGAGAUGAUGGUUCAACAGCUUUGGCUGCGGUUCUGAUCGGCAAGUGUCUAUAUGUAGCAAAUGUUGGUGAUUCACGUGCUGUUGCUUCAAAAGCUGGCAAAGGUAAAGUGGCGGCAAGAAAGAAAAGACCAAAACCUGUCCCACUGUCUAAAGAUCACAAACCAAACAGGAAAGAUGAACGAAAGCGAAUUGAGGAUGCUGGAGGUGUUGUUAUAUGGGAUGAUACAUGGAGGGUUGGUGGCAUUCUGGCAAUGUCCCGUGCAUUUGGCAAUCGUAUGUUGAAGGAAUAUGUGAUAGCCGAACCUGACAUUCAGGAAGAAGAGGUCAACAGUGAUUUGGAAUAUCUAAUUCUUGCUACCGAUGGUCUUUGGGAUGUUGUGCGAAAUGAGGAUGCUGUUGCUCUUCUGAAAGCGGAAGAUGGAGCUCAGGCUGCGGCUGUGAAGCUGACGGAAAUCGCCUACUCCAGGCAGAGCGCAGACAACAUCACAUGUGUCAUCGUGCAAUUUCACCAUAACAAGUAGUCGGUUUAGACAGUUUUUAGUAUCAUGUUAGUACAAUUUUGUAUGGCGUCAUCCCAAAAAAUCCAUAAACCACAGUUGCUUUUGCGUAAUAUAUGCGGCUGCUACAAGACAUGAGCAACCCUGAAAGAGAUUCGUGGAUUCAUUCUUUUGUUCUGUAGGAAAGAAAACAUCCCAAACGAUGAGCUCGAAUGAAAUUUCUUCAGUUA